CCGAAUCGAGAGAUCCUCCUGACAUGGCGGUCUGGUCAAAGCUUGCUGUGCUCUCCGUUCUCGCUGGUCUCGCGUCGACGGCCAUCGCGUCUGCAGUCGACUUGUCCAAUAUCGUUGAAAUCGACGUGCGCGCGAGCGAUCCCUGCACGAAGAUUGCUGGUGUCAAGUGGGCAGCACCAGCAGACGUCUGGGCCUGCUACACGUCUUUCCCCGUGAACCAGACCGAAAAGGCGAACAUCAUUGAGGUGGUUACGAAAACUCUGGCCUUCCACACCUCCGUGAAUUACGAGUUCCUUGCCCCUUUGCCCUUCAGCCUGGACGUCCAUGAAGAUGUGUUGGGUGACCUGUCCCGUAUCUCCAAGCAGUCCUACAACUCCGAUUUCGACUUGCAUAUCGACCUGAGUAGGACGCUUAAGCGGCUCAUGGACGGUCAUUGCGUCUACAUCAAUGAUUGCUACGACUUCCUUGAUGCCAUGAUCUUCGCGCAGCAUGUUCAGAGGAGGCCGUAUCCUUACAGUGCGGAGUUUUGGGAGGUGUGGGAUGCCUACUGA
Messenger RNA from Punctularia strigosozonata HHB-11173 SS5, 551 nucleotides. RefSeq lists its product as uncharacterized. Lineage: Eukaryota; Fungi; Basidiomycota; Agaricomycetes; Corticiales; Punctulariaceae. The record is from RefSeq and is a predicted model, not a curated record. The transcript is spliced from 4 exons. The coding region runs from base 24 to 551 and encodes 175 amino acids.